AUGGCACUGUCCCAGUACACCUCCCUGGCCACAGAGCUACUACUGGCCUCUGCCAUCUUCUGUAUAGUAUUUUGGGUGGUCAGAGCUUUAAGAACCCAGGUCCCCAAAGGCCUGAAGAGUCCACCAGGGCCCUGGGGCUGGCCCCUCCUUGGGCACAUAUUGACCCUGGGGAAGAACCCACACCUGUCACUGACAAAGCUGAGCAAGCAGUAUGGGGACGUACUGCAGAUCCGCAUUGGCUCCACACCUGUGGUGGUGCUGAGCGGCCUGGACACCAUCCGGCAGGCCCUGGUGCGGCAGGGGGAUGACUUCAAGGGCCGGCCAGACCUCUACAGUUUCACACUUAUCACUAAUGGCAAGAGCAUGACCUUCAACCCAGACUGUGGACCAGUGUGGGCUGCCCGGCGGCGCCUGGCCCAGGAUGCCCUGAAGAGUUUCUCCAUAGCCUCAGACCCAACCUCAGCGUCCUCUUGCUACUUAGAGGACCAUGUGAUCAAGGAGGCUAACCAUUUAGUCACCAAGUUGCAGAAGCUAACGGCAGAAGCUGGGCACUUCGAACCUGUCAACCAGGUGGUGGAAUCAGUGGCUAAUGUCAUUGGAGCUAUGUGCUUUGGGAAGAACUUCCCCCGUAAGAGCGAGGAGAUGCUGAGAAUCGUAAAGGGUAGUAAGGACUUUGUGGAGAACGCCUCCUCUGGGAAUGCUGUGGAUUUCUUCCCCAUCCUACGCUACCUGCCCAACCCAGCCCUCAAGAGGUUUAAGAACUUCAACGAUAACUUUGUGCUGUUUCUCCAGAAAACAGUCCAGGAGCACUAUCAAGACUUCAACAAGAACAGUAUCCAGGACAUCACAGGUGCUCUAUUCAAGCACAGUGAGAACUCCAAAGAGAGCGGAGGCCUCAUCCCUCAGGAGAAGAUUGUCAACAUUGUCAAUGACCUCUUUGGAGCUGGAUUUGACACGGUCACAACAGCCAUCACCUGGAGCCUUUUGCUCCUUGUGACACAGCCCAAUGUGCAGAGGAAGAUCCAUAAGGAGCUGGACACAAUAAUUGGCAGGGAUCGACAACCACGGCUUUCUGACAGACUUCAGCUGCCCUAUAUGGAGGCCUUCAUCCUGGAGAUCUACCGAUACACAUCUUUUGUCCCCUUCACCAUCCCCCACAGCACAACGAGGGACACCUCACUGAAUGGCUUCCACAUCCCUAAGGAUCGUUGUAUCUUCAUAAACCAGUGGCAGGUCAACCAUGACGA
Cricetulus griseus (Chinese hamster) is the source of this 1247-nucleotide messenger RNA. The record is from RefSeq and is a predicted model, not a curated record. NCBI's taxonomy places the organism in Eukaryota, Metazoa, Chordata, Mammalia, Rodentia, Cricetidae.